Molecule: messenger RNA, 660 nt
Organism: Opisthorchis viverrini
Lineage: Eukaryota; Metazoa; Platyhelminthes; Trematoda; Opisthorchiida; Opisthorchiidae
Exons: 4
Source: RefSeq, a predicted model, not a curated record
UUUGACUAGUUUGCUAUUUAGGAAAACGAUGUUUCCCUGACGUUCAGAUAUUUAUAUAUAUGGACGGGACUGAGCUCGUUGACUUCCAAAAGAGUGCACACAUUUUAUAUGGCUCUGCAAAAGGGGAUAUUUUUGAGAAUUACCUGGCUCUUCACCAUGUUUGGAGCCAUUGGACUAGCAAUCGUAUCUUAUGCUGAAAUGAAAGCUCUACGGUCUUCAAAGGGAGAGUUUACUAGUCGACAAAUCUGUCAGAUUACAUCAACAGCAUUUGGAAUAUCGUUUAAUCUAAUCGCGUUCAUUUUAUAUGUCAUAAUAUGGAUCCGAAAACUGGAUGAUAAGAAGGCUGUUGUUAUCGCAACGUUUGCACUGGGCUGCUGUGGGUUGAUUUCCUACUGUAUUGGAGCCGGUUGUCGGUUUGGUUCCGCCCCUGAUGAUGGAGUGUUCCUUUUCUCAGCUUUGUGGAUUGCCGUGGGAGUAGUAGGCGUCGGACAAAACUUUUUGGGCAAAACACAGUUCAAAGAUGCAAGCCUCGCUUGCAUUCAACAUCGUCGGACUGAUUUCUAUUACUGCUGCAUCAAUAUUUUUUCUGAUUCUAUUCUUCGUGUGCCAAAAGCUGUACAAGCUAUUCAUGAUAUUAGUAAUCGUCUUCACCGUGAUUUC